AUGGCUCCACCACCACUUACCUUUAAGAAUGCCUCUUUCAGCAGUUUUAACGCAUUCUCCACCGCCGCAUCGCCACUAAGGAACUCGUUUACGUUGUCAUGUCGGUCCCCCAUCACACCAACACCGGGAGGCAGGCGGGCGGGCUCAACACCGAAGCAUGGAUCAUUCCUGGAGCCGCCAAGGUCACUUGCGGGCCUGGGAGCGAAGAGUGGCCUGUCGACAGUGGUCGGGAAUGAUGGGUACGCGUACGAUGAGGACGAUGAGAGUGUCUCGAUAGACUCACCAACGGACCAAACGUGGUUCCUGCCGCACUCGCCGGGGCUGCCCCCUCAAACACCACCAGCCCAACUGGACGAAGGGAAGCUUGGCGUAUUGUCCGCCAUCAACAUAAUCGUGGGCAAGACGAUGGGCGUUGGCGCCUACACUGUACCCUCGGCCAUCUUCAGCGGCGUCGGGUCCGUUGGCAUGACACUCCUGCUCUGGGUCAUCGGCAGCCUCAUCUCAUUCUGCGGGCUGGCGGUAUACCUGGACCUGGGCACAGCAAUACCGCGCUCGGGCGGCGAGCGCGUGUACCUCGAGCGGAUCUUCCGCAAGCCCUACAUGCUGGGGACGUGCAUGUUCAUGUCCUACGUCGUGCUGCUGGGCUUCUCGACGCCCAACGCCAUCGUGCUGGGCGAGUACGCCCUGUACGCGACCGGCACGGAGCCCAACAGGUGGAACGUCCGGCUCAUCGCCGCCCUCGCCGUGUCGCUGCUGUGCUACGUCCACGCGCGGUGCCCCAGGAUGGGGCUGAGACUGAUCAACACCCUCGGGGUGGCGAAGAUGGCGAUCCUGGUCAUCGUGGUGGUUUCUGGGGUCGCGGGCGGCAUCAUGGGCGUCGGCGCCGACCGGGAGUCGGCGAUCAUCGAGGGGCGGAGGGUCGACCUGGUCAUGAGCGGCACUGCGCCGUCGUCGUCGGCGCAGCGCAACUUCAGCGACAUCUGGGAGGGCACAUCGACGCAGCCCUACGACUACGCCACUGCGCUGCUCAAGGUCAUCUACUGCUUCCGGGGGUACAGCACGGCGAACCAGGUCCUGAGCGACGUCAAGGACCCGGUGCGCACGCUGAGGAUCGCGGCGCCCGCCGCCCUCGCCUUCGUGAGCGCCGCCUACCUCGCCGUCAACGUCGCCUUCUUCCUCGUCGUCGACAAGGACGAGUUCCGCUCCGCGGGCGUGGUCGUCGCCGGCACCUUCUUCCGCAAGGUCUUUGGCGACACCCUCGGCGAGCACGUCCUGCCGCUCUUCGUAGUCGUCUCCGCCGCGGGCAACAUCGCCGCGACCAGCUUCGCGCAGGCGAGGGUCAACGAGGAGCUCGCCAAGCAGGGCGUCCUGCCGCGCCUCUGGCUGACGGACCGAGGCCACGAGUUAGCCGCUGCCGACCGAUCAAGCAGCCCGAGCAAGAUCCGCGGUCUUGCGGCCUCGCGGAACAACGCCGCGUCCCGCACCCCUUCGCGCGGCCUGCUGCUCCACUGGCUAGUCUCCGUGGCGAUGAUCGUGCUCCCUCCCCCGGGCAAGAUCUACAACUUCCUGGUCGACAUCGGCGGCUACCCGGUGUCGGUCAUCAGCGUCGCCGUCUCGCUCGGCCUCCUCCACCUGCACGACUCCCCCUCCGAGCGGUGGGCCACGCCCUGCAGGGCGCCGCGGGCCGCGAUCCUGGUCUCGGCCGCGAGCAACGUCCUGCUUCUCGUGCUGCCCUGGGUGCCGCCGCAGGGCGGGAUGGGCGAGGACGACCAGUUCCCCUACUUCACAUACCCGGCCACCAGCCUGGGCGUGUUGGGCCUCGGCGCGCUGUACUGGUUCUGGUGGAGGACGACGGAGCGCGGGAGCAUAGAGUCGUCGAGGUCAGGGCGUCCCAUCGCACCCACAGCGGCCCUCGGUGGGCUGUACCACGGCCUUGGAGAGAACGACUCGGGGGCGUUCACGAUCCGGGUGGCGGAUGAUGAUGGCGAGGGCGAGGAACCCGACGUUGACGACGACGACGAUGAUGACCGCAGUGAGACGGUAGUGGGCGAGGAAGAGAAACGGCACAAGUCCUUUGAGAUGGUUGACGUCAGCGGACGCGAGGUCUGCGGCUGUCCUGCGUGCCCGGCGGUCAGGAAGAGGCCACGAUGUGGGUGCGACGCCUGCCCUUCGAAGGGCCACUAG
Molecule: messenger RNA, 2184 nt
Organism: Diaporthe citri
Lineage: Eukaryota; Fungi; Ascomycota; Sordariomycetes; Diaporthales; Diaporthaceae
Exons: 2
Coding region: 1-2184 (727 amino acids)
Biological process (GO): amino acid transmembrane transport
Cellular component (GO): membrane
Molecular function (GO): L-amino acid transmembrane transporter activity
Source: RefSeq, a predicted model, not a curated record